GUAUUGUAUGAAGUUUAAUAAAAGCUGUGCUUAUGCAGGUUUUCUUGAUCUCCGUACUCAAAUAUUUGACAUUUGUGAGAUAAAGAAAAGAGUCGUAAAAAUUUGCUUUGUCGGGCAAUCAUCUGUGUCAUCACAAAAUUCGUCUACUUCUACCUCGCCCAGCAGUUCAUCAAAUGAUGAAGCCAACAAAAGUGAUGAUGUUGUCUCUGACUCUCUUGCGUAUCCUGCUACCUCCCGCCCAUGUGAUGAAUCAACAUCGCACACAUCUGAAGUUGGAAAAUCCGAGAAAAAGUUUCCCAUUUCAUUAAAAGUUGUGGAAAAGCUGAGCAAGGAUGCCAAGAUAAAUUUAUUUAUCACGAGGCUACUGGACUAUCUCUAUACGGAAGAAUUCAUGGCUAAGACUACAGUUACGAGCAAACGAAACAAGUCAGCCAGCCCAUCUGAGAAAGGCCAGCUAGACGAGAAAGAAUUACGUGAAAUAAUAGACGUAACAAACAAGCGAUUCCCGCCAAGCGACGUAGAUGCACAGGAAAAACUCAUUCGUAAAACAGUUGGGGUGAAGUUCAACAAUAUUACAGCCAAGUUAAAGAAGCAGCUGCUUCCUGCAAUUGCCAGGCUUUCCCAAAAUCAUUGUUGAUUUCAAUUGUUUCGUUUUCGUUCGUUUCGUCAAUGUAGAAUUGAAUCUGCUAAACCUAGAGAAAAAAUA
Molecule: messenger RNA, 706 nt
Organism: Daphnia magna
Lineage: Eukaryota; Metazoa; Arthropoda; Branchiopoda; Diplostraca; Daphniidae
Exons: 3
Coding region: 8-637 (209 amino acids)
Biological process (GO): negative regulation of Notch signaling pathway; positive regulation of neuron differentiation
Cellular component (GO): nucleus
Molecular function (GO): DNA binding; transcription corepressor activity
Source: RefSeq, a predicted model, not a curated record